AUUACUAAUUACACCAUUGCCAUGCCCUCACUGUAAUGACAGUGUCAGGUUUCCGUGUUUGGGCUCUCCAAGGUGAUUGUGGUUCGCAGUUAACAUUGUAUUUUUGUCGGAUGCAACGCCAACAGUGACUAAAAGUUUAUUACUGUAUAAGAGUGCUUCUUUACAUUAUUUCUAUUUCAUUCAUCAUGCCCCUUGCAUGAGUUAUACUACGUGGCUAAAGGAAAACUUGAUUCUAAAGAGAUGAACAACAACACAUGUGGUACAGUUGAUCAAUCUUCCACACUCAACAAUGAUUUGUUUGAGCUGGUUUGGGAAAAGGGUCAGAUUUCAGUGCAGGGUCAGUCCAGCAGAGCUAGAAAGAACCCAAAUUGUAAAAGUUUUCCAUCUCACAGUCCAAGGAGGGAAGUAGGAUAUAUUAAUGCUAAUGCUAAUAAUGUUACCAAUACAAGGAUAGGGAAGUAUGAGAAUUUAGGUGGUGAAUUGGAUGUAAGUGAAAAAGAGGAAGACAUGGUGAUGCCUUGGUGGAAUUAUGGAGUGGAUGACUCUUUGCAACAUGGAUAUAAUUCUGAUUUAUUCCAUCAACUAUCUGGGGUCACCAUGAAUGGCCUCUCAUCCUCAGAUAAUUUUUCUUUGCUAGAUAGAAGAAAUAAUUGUAACAAGGUAUCUAGGGACACUCAUAAACACUCUUCAUUUGCAUCUGUAUCCAGGGUAGAAAAUAUAGCUGAAAACAACACAAAAGGGGAAGACACUCAGAUUCCAUCUUUCUCAAGUGGUUUUUCCAGCUUAAAGAUGGAGAGGCAAGGUUUAACUAUGUGUAGCAAUAGUUCCACCGUGAUGAAUUUUUCCCAUUUUGCAAAACCCGCUGCUAUGGUCAGAGCGAACCUUGAGUACUUGACAUCAAGAUCAGCAAGUGUUGGAAUAAAGAAUAGAGGUGCUGCUGCAACUGCAACCAAUCCAGAUGAACCAAAGAAAUUAGGCACACAUAGUUAUCGUCAUCAAGUUAUAGAGCCAAAAUCUGUUGAACAUGAUGGUGUUGUUUCUACAAAGUGUGACCCUUCUUGGAAAGAUAUAUCCAAGAUUGGUCAAACUUCAAACCUAGUUGUUGGUGAAAGUGAGAAUAAAGGAGAAGAAGCUGCUGCAAAAAAUGUGGAGCCAACUAUAGUCUCUUCCUCUGUUUGUUCUGGCAAUGGUGCAGAGAGGGGUUCGGGUGACCCAAAUCAAAAUUUGAAGCAAAAAAGUAGAGACACUGAGGACUUUGAGUGGCAAAGUGAAGAUUUAGAGGAAGAAUCAGUUGGUGUUAAAAAGGAUGUUCCUGCACCACGUGUUGGCUCCAAGAGAAACCGUUCAGCUGAAGUGCAUAAUCUAUCUGAAAGGAGACGAAGAGACAGGAUUAAUGAAAAGAUGCGUACGUUACAAGAACUCAUACCAAAUUGCAAUAAGGUUACCUCUUCUCUCUGUUUAUGCUUGGCGGAUAAAGCUUCAAUGUUGGACGACGCGAUCGAGUAUCUUACAACACUUCAACUACAACUUCAAAUAAUGUCAAUGGGAAGUGGUUUAUGCAUGCCUGCAAUGAUGUUACCUCCGGGAAUGCAACACAUGUAUGGUUCACCACAUAUGAGCCCUUAUUCAGGAAUAGGUGUUGGCAUGCAAAUGAGGUUAGGAAUGGGCAUGCAUGAUGGUAACGAUGAGUGUUAUAGAUUUCCAAUGAUUCAAGGAAAUCAACAUACACAAGUGUUUGGGCUCCCCAUGCCAAUGCCACAUGCUCCCAUCUUUUCCUUUUCAGCAGAUCAACCUUUUAUGAGCCCAUCAACUUUAGGGUUAAAUGCAUGUGAAACUAUGGAUCCAAUGCCUCAACAUGUACAAAACAACAACGCUUGUUCAACGAAUCAGGUGUUGCUAUAAUCAUGACAAUAAGUUAACCAUUUUGGUUUGCCCAUUAACCACUUUUGAUUUAUGUUCAAUUCUCAGGGAAAGCUUGAAAACUUUCUUACCCUCAACCACAACUUUACGAUACCUCAUCAUAAAACAAAAAGGAGCAACUAGCGUCUAU
Messenger RNA from Cajanus cajan (pigeon pea), 2050 nucleotides. Its product is annotated as transcription factor PIF3. Lineage: Eukaryota; Viridiplantae; Streptophyta; Magnoliopsida; Fabales; Fabaceae. The record is from RefSeq and is a predicted model, not a curated record. Gene Ontology annotation, molecular function: DNA-binding transcription factor activity; protein dimerization activity. Gene Ontology annotation, biological process: regulation of DNA-templated transcription.